UUUAAUUAUUUAUGUAAAUAGGCGUCAAGCUUUUAAUUCCUCCCCACUCUUUCCUCCAACAACUCCACUUGAGUUGAUCCUUUUGCUUUGAACCCAUCCAACAAAAUCACUAAAGGUACUACUAGUCUUGUACAUUUAUUCUUUUUAACUUUGAUGUGGCAAGAGAGAUACGUAGCCCCCCUUUUUGUUAAAUGGAUACUUUGUUUAGAUUAGUUACCCUUCAACAACAACAACAACAACAAUCUGAUCAAUACUCUUUUAACUCCAGCAGAACUUCAAGCAGCUCUAGAUCUUCUAACAAACAAAACACAUAUAAUACUACUUAUAAUUAUCAUCCACAUCAUAAUAAUCAAGACGAAGAAUGCUUCAACUUUUUCAUGGAUGAAGAUGAUUUCUCUUCUUCUUCUUCUAAACACAACAACAACUAUCCUCCUCCUCAUUACAAUCAAUAUCAACAAAUUUCCAACACUCCCACACCGACAACUACAAGCAGUACCCCGACACAACAAUCUCAAUCUCAUCACUAUGAUCAUCAAUUCUCCCCAGCACGUGAUUUAAAUCUCGAAUUCGCUUCCUCAUUUUCCGGAAAAUGGGCGACGGACAUUCUUCUAGAAACUUCUCGUGCCAUAGCCGAUAAGAACAGUACACGUGUCCAACAACUCAUGUGGAUGUUGAAUGAGCUGAGUUCUCCAUAUGGAGAUACCGAACAAAAAUUGGCUUCUUAUUUUCUUCAAGCAUUAUUUAGCCGUAUGACGGAUUCUGGCGAACGAUGUUAUCGUACGUUGUUAUCCGCUUCGGAUAAAACAUGUUCGUUCGAGUCAACGAGGAAAUUAGUUUUGAAAUUUCAGGAAGUUAGCCCUUGGACGACUUUUGGUCACGUUGCAUCCAAUGGUGCAAUUAUGGAAGCCUUAGAAGGUGAGUCAAAGUUGCAUAUAAUUGAUAUUAGCAACACUUAUUGUACUCAAUGGCCUACUUUACUAGAAGCGCUAGCAACCCGCACCGAUGAAACACCGCAUCUCCGCCUCACCACGGUGGUUGCCGCUAGCGGAGGUGCAGCGUCCGUGCAAAAAGUGAUGAAGGAGAUUGGUAAUAGAAUGGAAAAAUUCGCUAGGCUUAUGGGCGUACCGUUUAAAUUCAACGUCAUUCACCAUGCGGGAAAUUUAUCUGAAUUGGAUAUUGGUGCGUUAGAUAUUAAAGGAGAUGAAGCGCUAGCAAUUAAUUGUAUUGGUGCGUUACAUUCCGUUACGCCAGCUGGCAAUCGAAGGGAUUAUUUGAUAUCAUUAUUUAGGAGGUUACAACCUAGGAUUGUUACAAUUGUUGAAGAAGAAGCUGAUCUUGAUGUUGAUGGUCUCGAUUUUGUUAAAGGUUUUCAAGAAUGUUUGAAAUGGCUUAGGGUUUAUUUUGAAUCAUUAGACGAGAGUUUUUCAAAAACAAGUAACGAACGUUUGAUGCUAGAGCGACAAGCAGGACGUUCGAUUGUUGAUUUACUAGCAUGCCCACCAUCAGAGUCAAUGGAGAGGCGGGAAACGGGGGCAAAAUGGUCACAUCGUAUGCAUGGAGGAGGGUUCAGUCAGGUUUUAUAUAGUGAUGAAGUUUGUGAUGAUGUUAGAGCUUUGUUGAGAAGGUAUAAAGAUGGCUGGUCGAUGGGACAGUGUGGCGGAGAUUCCGCCGGAAUAUUCUUGUCGUGGAAGGAACAGCCGGUGGUGUGGGCCAGUGCAUGGAAGCCUUAAAAUUAAAUUAGGACCAAUUGGUGGUGUGGGUGGUGAGUCACCAUCGAGAUCUCCAUAUUUGCUCUCACUUUAAUUAGUGGAUUUGUUUGGAGUGGAUAUGGAAUCAAGAAAGGUACCUUUGGCUUCUUUUUGUUUAAAUUUUAAAUGAUGAAUAGAAUUUUUGAGUUUUUAAUUAGUAGUAACAUACUAAUUCUAUCGGAUAUGAUGAUUAACCUUUUGUUAACAUUGGAUUAAUUUCGGUAUUCAAGAAAAGAAAAUUUGUUUUUU
Molecule: messenger RNA, 1997 nt
Organism: Solanum verrucosum
Lineage: Eukaryota; Viridiplantae; Streptophyta; Magnoliopsida; Solanales; Solanaceae
Product: protein SHORT-ROOT
Exons: 1
Coding region: 192-1730 (512 amino acids)
Biological process (GO): asymmetric cell division; leaf development; radial pattern formation
Cellular component (GO): nucleus
Molecular function (GO): DNA-binding transcription factor activity; sequence-specific DNA binding
Source: RefSeq, a predicted model, not a curated record